Messenger RNA from Dermatophagoides farinae (American house dust mite), 1453 nucleotides. RefSeq lists its product as uncharacterized. Lineage: Eukaryota; Metazoa; Arthropoda; Arachnida; Sarcoptiformes; Pyroglyphidae. Gene Ontology annotation, cellular component: membrane; septate junction. The record is from RefSeq and is a predicted model, not a curated record. Gene Ontology annotation, biological process: septate junction assembly; regulation of tube size, open tracheal system.
UUCAUUCGUUUGUACAGGUAUCCAUGGUUUCAUUCAACGAUGAAUGAAUGAAUGAAUGAGCCAGCUUUUUGGUGUGGCCAUUUCAUGUUUAUUAUUCGUGUGUGUGUGUGUGUGUGUGUACAUAUUUUGUUUUGUAUUGAUGAGUGUUGUUGUUAUAUUCGGUUUGAAAUAUGCCAUAUGCAGGUCGGUGCUCUUUAUUUCUAUCUUUCUACAUCCACUAUUCACUAUUGGAUUUUUUAAACACACAGUGUUUUUUUUUAUAAUUUAUUUUGGCAAUUUGUAAAAAAAAAAAAAAUCUCGGUGAAUUAUACAUAUGAAUUUUAGUUUUGAAACAACGUAUAAAAAGAAUCACAAAAAAUGUCUUCAGUGGAUGGUGUAUCGGUCGUAUCGGAAGGACCGACAAUGCGUAAAUAUCGUUAUCGUACAUCAUUUCUAUUGAUAACCGCUUCAUAUACUGGAUUAAUCGGUUUGAUUACAAUAAUCAUCGCAUUUUCAAGCCCCUAUUGGCUUUCAUCUCAUAAAUAUACCUAUAGUUCAUUUGUACGAUUAGGAUUAUGGACAUUUUGUUUUGAUCAUUAUAAACAUCCACCAUAUCAAUAUGAUGAAACAUUCACUGGUUGUCGUUGGAUUUAUGAUCCAAAAUAUCAUAAUAUUCGUGAUUGGCUUCAGCCAGGAUGGUUCAUAUUCGUACAGGUGAUGAUUACAUUCUCAAUACUAUUCUCUAUCGCUGCCUUAAUGGUCAUAAGCAUACCUAUUAUGCAUUUUUUAAUACGUUAUAAUGUUGUCAUGAUUGGCCUUGGUUCUUUGCUCAAAUUGCUAUCUGCUAUAUUUGGUUUCAUAGGCUGGUUAGUGUUUGCUAUAAAACAUGAUGUACGAUCAUGGCUAAUGAAUCCACGAUUCAAUCAUCUGGAUUGGUCAUUCUAUUUGGCUAUAUUAUCAACAUUAAUAAAUACAUCAGCUGCAAUCAUGUUGGCAAUUGAAAUGCGAAGAGCACGACAAAAACGUCAACGUUUUACGAAUCUUGUAUACAACAUGCAUCAUCCAAGAUCAAUAGGAAGUGGUACAACCAAUGGAUUUGAAACAAUACCGCUAAAAACUCCUCCACAGCCACCAUUAUCGACAACGGGACCAAGUCCUCAUUAUCAUAGCCGACAACAACAUCAUCAUCAUCAUCAACAAUCUCAUCCUCAUCAUCAUCAUCAUCAACAACAAGGAGCACGAUCACCAAUCGAUUCUAUACAUUCAUCACCAUAUGCAUCGAUAUCAAGAUUUUCACAACAACAACAACAGCAGCAGCAGCAGCCAAUGACGCCACAAUCACAGACAAGUUCAAGACAGUUUACAUCUGUUUAGGUUGGAAACGGUUGUGUUUUGGGAAUAUAUUUGUUUUAUGGACUCACAAACAUCAUCAUCAUCGUCAUCAUCAUCAUCAUUAUUAUUAAUGACAUUAAUC